AUGGCUAGCUACCAGGAGGCGCGCUGCAUUACACCAGAGCAGCGAAGCCCCUUGGAUGUGUCGGGGCAUUUCCUUUUGGCUUGGGGCCCGCGAGAGUCUGACGCAACGGCGCUCGAAUUCAUUCGGACCGCGGCUGAAGCUGGCGACCCCGAGGGGCAAUUCCAACUGGGACAUUGCUACUACUGUGGUUGUGGGGGGGCAGCUGAAGACCGGGAAACGGCGGUGACUCUUCUCCAGCAGGCUGCACAGCGGGGAUACUCUCCCGCUGAAGUGAGCCUGGGGGUUUGCUACCAGACCGGAGGGGGGGUCCCGAGAGACUUAUGCGAAGCCGUGCGGCUGUUUGAUAGUGCAGCAAAGAAAGGCGAUGCUGCGGGGCAAGUCGCGCUGGGGGGGUGUUACUUUCACGGCAGCGGUGUCGAACAAGAUGAGGCGCACGCGGCGCAGCUGUUUCAGAGGGCGGCCGACGAGGGGGAUCCCUCGGCGCAGGCGUGCCUCGGGUCUUGCUAUCAACUGGGAAGGGGCGUGCAGCGCAACCUGCAAAAGGCGCUCUGUCUAUACCGCGCGGCGGUGCAACAGGGAAGCGCUGCCGCACAGGUGAAUCUUGGGCUGUGCUAUCAAAGGGGCCUCGGGACGCCCAAGGACCUCUCGCGCGCGGCUGCAUUAUUCGAGGACGCCGCAAAGCAGGGCCACCCCGCGGCGCUCGUCAAUCUGGGGGUGUGCCUUUUGCUCGGGCGGGGGCAGACAAAUGACCCCCCCAGAGCGGUCGAGUUGUUCCGGGGGGCCGCAGGGAAGGGCUAUGCAUUGGGUCUGUUCAAUCUGGGGUUGUGUUACUCGCGGGGGUUAGGCGUGGAAAAGGAUAUGAGGAUUGCGGCGGAGUUGUACAGGCAGGCUGCGGAGAGGGAUCAUCCGGGCGCGCAGCUUAGCUUGGGGGUGUGCUUCCACCGGGGAGAGGGGGUCGAGAAAGACGUGGUGCGCGCAGCCAUGCUCUAUGCUGCAGCGGCAGCUCACGGGCAGGCAACCGCACAGGCCACGACACUAAGAAGGUCAGCCUCGGGCUCUGCUUUCAGCGCGGGGACGGCGUCGCGCAAAACCUGGGGCGCCGAAAUGUACCGCCAGGCCGCGGAGCAAAAUCACCCGACCGCGCUUCUGGGCCUGGGGCUCUGCUACCAAAGCGGGCGGGGCGUCGGCCAAGACUACGGCCAGGCAAUCCAGUUCUAUGAGCGGGCGGCGGACCGCGGCAGCGCGGCCGCGCUCGUCAAUUUGGGGCACUGCGUGUUCGCGGGGUUUGGCGUCACCCGGGACCCCGCGCGCGCAGUCGACCUUUUCCGGCAUGCGGCCGAAUUGGGCGAGUCCGCCGGUCAGGCGAGCCUGGGUGAGUGUUACUUGAACGGGUGGGGCGUGGACCGGAACCCGGCGCUCGGGAUCCGGUUGCUCGAGUCCGCGUCCGCAAAGGGGAGCGCCGCAGCGCAGGCCGCGCUCGGGGGUUGCUACAGGGACGGGUCCGGGGUCGAGAAGAAACUAGAGCGGGCUGCGGAAUUGUACCGCCUCGCGGCCGAGCAAGGUAACGGGGAGGGGCAGGCGGGGCUCGGGUGGUGCUACUCCCGAGGCGCGGGAGUCGACUGGUGCUGCCAAACUGCGGUGGAGUGGUUUGCGCGCGCGGCCGACCAGGGGCACGCGCUGGCGCUCGCGCGUUUGGGUGAAUGCCAUGCGCGCGGGGAGGGGGUCGAGCGGGACCUCGUCAAGGCCGCCGAGCUGUACCGGGAAGCGAGCGACCGGGGCUGUGCGCGCGCGCAGGUGAAACUGGGGGACUGCUACGUGAUGGGGGUCGGGGUGGAGAGGGACGUCGAGCGGGGGGUGGCGUUUUACCAGGCGGCGGCCAGCGCGGGGGAGCCGGGCGGUGUAGCUUGCCUCGGGCUGUGUUAUUAUUACGGGGUGGGAGUCGACCGGAAUGUUGAGGAGGCGACGCGGCUGUUCCGGAUGGCGGCGGACACGCGCGAUUCGACGGCGAUUGAUUGUUUCGAUGAUGCCCGGACUGGCGUUGUGAGCGACGUCGAAUGGGCGCAACGAUUGUAUAGGCAGAUUGCGAGCAGCAGCGCGGCGCCAUUUGCCGCGGGAGUGGACUCAAACAGUCCAGAGGAAAAUACAUUUUAA
Messenger RNA from Klebsormidium nitens, 2151 nucleotides. Lineage: Eukaryota; Viridiplantae; Streptophyta; Klebsormidiophyceae; Klebsormidiales; Klebsormidiaceae. The record is from the annotation of a GenBank genome assembly.